Molecule: messenger RNA, 936 nt
Organism: Ogataea haglerorum
Lineage: Eukaryota; Fungi; Ascomycota; Pichiomycetes; Pichiales; Pichiaceae
Exons: 1
Coding region: 1-936 (311 amino acids)
Biological process (GO): ubiquitin-dependent protein catabolic process
Cellular component (GO): cytoplasm
Molecular function (GO): ubiquitin conjugating enzyme binding; ubiquitin binding
Source: RefSeq, a predicted model, not a curated record
AUGAGUGACCAAGAAACAUCCGAGGCAACCACCAAAGUAGACCUCAAGGAGGAGGAGAAGGUUUCUCAGGAGACGCCAGAGCCGGCACCGGCUGCUGAGAAGGCUGAAGGUGCGUCUUCUGAGGCUGCCCCACCGCCAAUGCCUAAAAGGCCGGUAUCUGCAGCCGAACGGGCGAUCCAAGAUCUCAAGGAGGCGUUUCCAACCGUGGAGGAAAAGUACGUGAAAAUGGCCCUCAUUGCGUCGCAGGGCCAGUUGGAUCCUGCCUUCAAUGCGCUGCUGUUUUUGUCGGACCCUUCGUCGGACAUUGCAGUGCCUGUUGUGGAGGCCAAGCCAAAGUUGCCAUCGAAGGACACGUUUGAGAAACGGCGGCAGUUGGAGUCGGACGAGGCGCUGGCGCGUCGGCUGGCCCGCGAAUACGAGAAACGCGGCUCUCGCUCCAAAGCCCCGCCUCCAAAGCCUAAGAAGAAGCCUGUCUGGGCUGCGAUCGAGGACGAGUCUGACUCCGAGGAGGACUUUGUCGAGUCGCUGGCGAAAAACGUGGAGGGGGCCAAGAACGCCGUUGGCGGCUGGAUGAGCAACCUGGCCAAGAAACUCCAGACAACAGAGGGCGGCACUGCGCAGCAGGGCCAGGGCGAGAACCAGCUGUUCAACGCGUUUGGCAGGAAAUCCAGCAUGCAGUCCAACAGAAGCCGCGAGGACAGUCAGACCCCGCCUCCGCCUCCUGUGAGACCGCCACGGCCGCAGAAAACGAGCUUUGGGGCUGAGUCGCGCAAGAGCAAGGAGCUGGAGGAGCAAGUCGAAGGAAUAAAGCUUGAGGACGCUACAACGGAUACGAAACAGAAACACGAGCCGAUCUCGGUGAUCCAGCCGGAACCGGUUGUGGACGAUACGUUUGCUGUGGACGACAGCGACGAGGAGGAGGACAAGAAAGAGUAG